Phyllotreta striolata is the source of this 2730-nucleotide messenger RNA. NCBI's taxonomy places the organism in Eukaryota, Metazoa, Arthropoda, Insecta, Coleoptera, Chrysomelidae. The record is from the annotation of a GenBank genome assembly.
GCAAACUGUUUUCGUGGUAUUUACCGACCUCUAACGACAUCUUCACGAUACAACGCAAGUAAAAAAAUUGGCGGCAAUUACAAUGCGAUUUUUCUUACAUAAUUUCGAAUCUCCUUAUCUAAACGCUAUAAAAAGGUAAUAAAAAUUAAUAAAAUUUCGUCGGUAGCCGACAUAAACGAAUUUUAGCGGCCUAUUAUAGUAUAAAAGAAAUCCGAACCAGAAAUCGUAAGUCGUAACAGAAUAUUUCGCGAUUGCGCCUUGAAAAUAGUCUAGGUUAGAGUUAUGCUUCUGAAUAAAAUAAUAAAUAAAAACGCGUGUAUUAAACUGUUGAAAGAAGUUCGUUCGCAAUGGCAACUCCGAGGCAUUCCUGUUCGAUUUCAUUCGAGACGUCGUUUAGAAGAAGCUUAUAAUUUAAUUAAAAACAAAUGCCAAUCCAAGAAGCUACCCAAGGAUGUAAACUCCGCAGCAGUAUUCGCUUGCAAUGAAUUGGAUCUCAAAGAAGUCAAAGUAUAUGGCUUCGAUUACGAUUACACAUUGGCCUGCUACAAACCCUCCUUGGACUAUCUCCUCUAUAACUUAGGCCGCGGGACGCUCAUCGAACAGUUUAAAUAUCCGAAAGAAAUAGCCCAGCUCGAGUACAAACCCGGCUUCGCCGUAAGAGGGCUGCACUACGACAUAGAAAAAGGCGUCUUGCUGAAAUUGGAUUCCUUCCUACAAAUCCAGUUCGGCAGCGUUUACAAAGGAUUGACGCCUUUAUCGAACGAAGAGGUUUUGAAGUUGUACAGAAACAGGAUCAUUCCCAUAGCUUAUGUCGAGGGCCAUACGAAGAAUGCUUCGUUGACCUUACAGGGCUCCCAUACUAAAAUGGUACAACUAGCGGAUCUCUUUUCAGUGCCUGAAAUGUGCCUCAUUUGCAACGUAGCUGAUUAUUUCGAAAGGAAUCACAUCGAUUACCAUCCGGAAAUAUUGUUUAGAGACAUCAAGAAUUCCAUUAAAAAUUCUCAUCCGGUCAUGCACAAAAUCGUCUCCAAAAACGUGUCCGAGUACAUCGAAAGUAACGACAAAUUGAGACCGUUCUUCGAUCGACUGAUAAAAGCCAACAAGAAACUAUUUCUGGUUACUAACAGUCCUUUCGGAUUCGUUAACAAAGGAAUGGAAUUCAUGGUGGGAACCGAUUGGAAGGAUUUAUUCGAUGUCCUCAUUGUACAAGCCAGGAAGCCCAAAUUCUUCACGGACGUUUCGAGGCCCAUUCGAGUGUUCGACGAAAGAAGCGGAAUGCAUAUCUGGGAUAAAGUAAACAAGUUGGAAAAAGGAGUCAUUUAUUACGAAGGCACAGUUAAACAGUUACAGGAGCUAACAGGCUGGAGCGGACAUCAAGUCCUAUAUUUCGGGGAUCAUCCUUACAGUGACUUGGCUGAUGUAACUCUGGAACAUGGCUGGAGGACCGGUGCUAUUAUCACUGAACUUACCCACGAAAUAGCUACUUUGAAUAACGUGGAAUUCAAGAAAAACGCCAACUGGCUGCAAAUGCUGACGCAGCUCAUAGAAGAUCAUCAAGAUUGCGAAAAUAAAGAGGAACAAAUCAUAUUAGCUAAAUGGAUGGCAGAAAGAGACCAAUUGAGGAAUGAUAUCAAAUGCGUGUUCAACGAACAGUUCGGCAGCGUCUUCCGGACGUACCACAAUCCGACUUACUUUUCCAGGAGAUUGUUCAGGUUCGCUGAUAUUUACACAUCGAACAUAACUAAUUUGUUGAAUUACUCCGUCAAUCACACGUUCUAUCCGAGGAGAGGUGUCAUGCCUCACGAAUAUACCUCUUAUUUCGUUUAAUGGUUGCCGUUGUUGCCGUUACUAUUGCUAGUCAAGUACAAGUUUUAAUAGGGAUAGAUGAAAUUGUUCGAUUGUUACGUGAAGUAUUGGUAUUAUUGAAUUGAGGAUAGUUAUAGAAGCGUUAAGUACAAGCGUAACUGCAAAUUUGUGUGCAAUAUGGUCAGUUCUAUAAGUUGAACAGAGAAAGGUUAUUAAUAUAACAGUGUACUCUAUCUUUUUCUUUUUAUACGAAACUAAUGGAAGUUGUCUUUGUUGUACACCAUAUUGCGCACAAAUUUGCACUUAUCUGUAUGUAGUUUAAGUAUAAAUGUUUCAAACUGUUGUAAGUGUACAUAUGGAAAGUUUUAUUAUUUUUGCACUAUAUGUAUACACUAUAUGCGUUAUACACUUAAUUUUAAUCUAUAAUUUAUUUAUUUAUUAAGCGUAUAAUUGGCGUAAAUGUAUAAGUUUUGUAAGCUCUCUAUAAGAACAACUGAUUCAUGGUCUCGAUCCAGAAUUAUUUAUUAUUUUUUUCAAUUCAAUUAGAUUUCAUUUAAAACAAUUAUCGAUUAAGAAUCUUAAAGCCAUUUUACAGUAACAUUACUCAAAUUACAUAAGUAUUAGAUAGAUGCAAUUGCUGUGGGUGAUAAUCAAACGAGUGCCAUUUGGAAUCAUUUUUCAAAGUAAUUCAUGUACUGUAUUAUCGUGUGUCAUUAUGUAUGUGAUAAAUGCUUAUUUGAUUAAAUAUGCAUAAAAAUGUUCAAUUAAAAUUAAAACAAAGAUUAUAAAGGUACAAUUUAUAUAUUGUGCUUGAUAAUAUACAUAUUAUAUACAGGAUGAUUGGUAAGGACUUUAUUCUAUUUAGGUAUAGACUUUAUCCAAUAAAAGUUCCUUUAAAUCAAAAAAUGUUUCAAUUUUUUUGUG